AUGGGUACGACACUUGAGGAUCUGGCGAAGGCGCCGGAUACGCAAAGCCUGAUUGGUGAGGUGGGUAAGCUUGCUGUGGUGGGUAACCUUGUUGUGGCGGGUAAACUUGUUGUGGUUGUGCCAGAGGAAUUUAAUGGUGAGACUGCGUCGAAUAAGCGUCAAACUGCUGCUGUGAUGAAGCAUAUUGCUGCUUUGAUGGGUAAUUUUGGUGCUGGGAUGAUGGCAAUUGCUGCUGAGGUGUCUGACAAGCAGGCGGUUCUUGCUCUUGCCUGUACAUGA
Molecule: messenger RNA, 279 nt
Organism: Peronospora belbahrii
Lineage: Eukaryota; Oomycota; Peronosporomycetes; Peronosporales; Peronosporaceae
Source: the annotation of a GenBank genome assembly